This is a messenger RNA of Paramuricea clavata, 398 nucleotides long. The record is from the annotation of a GenBank genome assembly. Lineage: Eukaryota; Metazoa; Cnidaria; Anthozoa; Malacalcyonacea; Plexauridae.
AUGAGUAUAGAAGGUUCAAAGGAAUUUACGAGUGAUUAUGGUCUGGGCGGCGAACACGACAUGUUGAAUUCCGAACAGUGUUACGGAUUAAAUAAAGAAGUUCCUUCAGCGGAAUUGUUGAACAUUCAAGCGAAGAAAGCCAGCAGAAGAGGUAAGAUGUCGCAUGUUACCAAACUGUUGAACAAUAUAUACAAGUUAAUCGAAACCUCAGGCAGUAUCAGAGAACUUGAUAGAGUUAUUAACUCAUUUAAUGAAGCGUUCAGUGGCUUUGUAAAGCGCCAUGACGAGUAUAUUGCUGUUUUGACUAGCGAAGUAGAUGAGAUAGAGAUUGAUUUGGCGACAGAUAAACUAGUUGAGAUUGAAGAGAAAAUCGCGAACUGUAAAUUGAAGGCAGAACA